Messenger RNA from Zygotorulaspora mrakii, 639 nucleotides. RefSeq names its product Rab family GTPase. The coding region runs from base 1 to 639 and encodes 212 amino acids. NCBI's taxonomy places the organism in Eukaryota, Fungi, Ascomycota, Saccharomycetes, Saccharomycetales, Saccharomycetaceae. The record is from RefSeq and is a predicted model, not a curated record. The transcript has a single exon. Gene Ontology annotation, molecular function: GTP binding; GTPase activity.
AUGAAUUCUGGAAUAACGUCUAUCAAGCUUGUGUUGCUGGGAGAAGCGGCGGUGGGAAAAUCGUCUAUCGUUUUAAGAUUUGUAUCAAAUGACUUUACAGAGAAUAAGGAACCCACUAUAGGAGCAGCAUUUCUCACGCAGAGGGUGAAUAUUGGCGAGCAGACGGUUAAAUUUGAGAUAUGGGACACUGCGGGUCAGGAGAGGUUUGCCUCGCUAGCGCCCAUGUAUUACCGAAACGCUCAGGCCGCACUGGUGGUAUACGAUAUCACGAAACCGCAGUCUUUCAUCAAAGCGCGCCAUUGGGUGAAGGAGCUGCACGAGCAGGCUAGCAAGGGAAUCAUUAUUGCACUUGUCGGGAACAAGGUCGAUAUUGUCAGCAGUGGAGGUGAGAGGAAAGUUGCACGCGAAGAAGCAGAGAAGCUCGCUGAGGAAGAAGGGCUUCUGUUUUUCGAAACCAGUGCCAAAACUGGGGAGAAUGUCAACGAGGUGUUUCUGGGGAUUGGAGAGAAGAUCCCACUUGGAAGGCCUGAUGAACAGUCGGGACUGCAAAAUGGCGGCGUCAGGAUCACGGAUGAUCAGAGGAUUGACCUGGCAUCAACAGGAUCUGGCGCUGUAGCAGCCAGCGGGUGUAAUUGUUGA